This is a messenger RNA of Jaculus jaculus (lesser Egyptian jerboa), 3309 nucleotides long. It is a transcript of the gene Ubr7, whose product is annotated as ubiquitin protein ligase E3 component n-recognin 7. Gene Ontology annotation, cellular component: cytoplasm. The transcript has 11 exons. Bases 57 to 1328 code for a protein of 423 amino acids. Gene Ontology annotation, molecular function: ubiquitin protein ligase activity; zinc ion binding. Lineage: Eukaryota; Metazoa; Chordata; Mammalia; Rodentia; Dipodidae. The record is from RefSeq and is a predicted model, not a curated record.
UUUUCCCGCCUCCGCCGGCUGCGGAGCUCCGGUCCUCGGGUGACAGCUAGCUGAGCAUGGCCGGUGCCGAGGAGGAGCUUGCCGGGCGGCAGGCGGAGCUGGAGCCCGUCGUGUCCUUGGUGGACGUGCUCGAGGAGGACGAGGAGCUGGAGAACGAGGCGUGCGCCGUCCUAGGCGGCAGCGACGCGGAGAAAUGCUCCUACUCGCAGGGUUUGGUAAAGAGACAAGCACUGUAUGCCUGCAGUACCUGUACCCCAGAAGGAGAAGAACCAGCAGGGAUUUGUCUAGCUUGCAGUUAUGAAUGCCACGGAAGUCAUAAGCUAUUUGAAUUAUACACAAAAAGAAAUUUUCGUUGUGAUUGUGGAAACAGCAAGUUUAAAAAUUUGGAAUGCAAAUUAUUUCCUGAAAAAGCAAAAACAAAUUCUUGUAAUAAGUACAAUGACAACUUUUUUGGAUUAUACUGCAUUUGCAAGAGACCCUACCCUGAUCCUGAAGAUGAGGUUCCAGAUGAGAUGAUUCAGUGUGUGGUCUGUGAAGACUGGUUCCAUGGAAGGCAUCUUGGUGACAUUCCCCCUGAGAAUGGGGAUUUCCAAGAGAUGGUGUGCCAGGCUUGUAUGAAACGUUGCUCUUUCUUAUGGGUUUAUGCUGCACAAUUGGCAGUAAGGAAGAUGUCUGCCGAAGACGAUGGGCAGGUGCUCAGUGUUGAUGGGACCGGGGAUCAGGAAGUUACCAAGCCUGACAGUGGAGGUGAUGCUCUCAGGGAGGAAGCUCCGGAGCACAGAAAUGAUGCCGUCAAGGACGCGAAAGCUGAGCAGAAUAAUGAGCCAUGUACCAGCUCUAGUUCUGAAUCUGAGCUCCAGACAGUGUUUACAAAUCAAAGUAUCAAAACAGAAUCCCAGUCCAGCUGCCGACUUCAGGAGCUCAAAACUAAGCCAUUUUUAAAGAAAGACACUGCCACUUACUGGCCCCUGAACUGGCGCAGCAAAUUAUGUACCUGCCAAGACUGCAUGAAAAUGUAUGAAGAACUAGAUGUCCUGUUUCUGACAGAUGAAUGUGAUACAGUUUUGGCUUAUGAAAACAAAGGCAAGAUUGACCAGGCAACUGACAGAAGGGACCCUUUAAUGGACACCCUGAACAGCAUGAAUAGAGUCCAGCAAGUAGAACUCAUUUGCGAGUACAAUGACUUGAAGACUGAGCUGAAAGACUACCUGAGGAGAUUCGCUGAUGAAGGCACGGUUGUUAAGAGAGAGGACAUCCAGCAGUUCUUUGAAGAGUUUCAGUCGAAGAAGAGAAGACGAGUGGACGGGAUGCAGUACUACUGCAGCUAGAGCGGCCGCUGAAGCGCCUGCUCCGGGACAGAGCGCCGAGUCACCUGGCCUCUCUCAGCUCCUCUGCCCUCAAGCGCCCUCCUCCUCCUUGACGACAGUAGCCACAUCCUUUAUGACUCAGUUAAAUGCAACUCAUUCCACAGACUUCAGCUCUUCUGCCCAGGAUACCCAGGGUUCUUUGUGUCUCCAUGUUAAGAAGUUUGAUCUGAUUUUGAGAAUGCAAACCGGCUUUUUUUUUUUUUUUUUUAACAAUUCCUUUCUUUAACUCCUGAAUGUGUGUACUUUGCCAUAGAGCUGUUGCCAUCUGUAGACCUCUGUAGGCGUCACAGAGGUUCUCUUGCUUCCAGCCUGAACCUCUGUGAGUCCCCUUCACCCCAAUGAUCAUGGUGCCUUGGAUCAAAGCUUCCUUGAGCCUUGUCUGCCCAUCCUCCUCUCUGUUUUCUGAGGUUUGGUCAUGGCUGUGCUCUGGGUCAACCUCCAGAGUAGCCAGGACUGCUGUUCUGGCUAGGACGUCUGUCACAGGCUGAUGACAGGGCUGAGGAAGCACAUUUUUAUUCUGAAUUUUGCUGAUAAAUUUAAAGUGAAAUUUUCAUUCACAAUAUUGGUGGCACUCAAUAUUAGCUUUUCAGUACUGUACUGCUCACAGGGCUUCCUGGGGAAUCUGCCCAUACACUUAGUCCCUUUUUGCUGCCUAGAAAGAGACCAGAUAAUCACACCUGUGACAUCUUGGUGGUUUACAAGUCCUCUGGGUUUCCUUGUAUUAUCAGGGGUAUGCAUAAGCGUGUCUUCAGAGUAGACCUAUUCUGAUAGUUCUGUAACAGAAGUGUUAUUGGAACUCCAGUAAGUUAUUUUCCCCUGGAAGCUGUGUUGAAGGCAAAAGACACUGACUGACCUUAGUUGCAGUGACAGGGCAGUGACCACCCCAGAAGAGACAGACUAGCAGAUGCCAGGCAAAUCCCUUGGCUGCACAAGUGACAGGUGGGUGUGCACAGCCCUAGCUUGCGCAGGCGCUUCCCUGGUGACCGUGAGGCGGUCUCGGGAGCUCCCAUGGGACGCCGCACACCACGCCGGGGGAAGGGAAGCCCUUUCAGGCGGCGUGAACUUUCCUUCAGCCCAUCGCUCGGUCUGUGUGGAAAACAACUGUUGAUAUGUAUAGAGCCCUAAAUUGUAUCCUAGAGAAAUGCAGGGUCUUUCCUAACUCAUUUGGAGGUGUAUUAAACACGUUUUAGGCCCCAUGUUGGUGUGAAUACUCCCUUUGUAGCCAGCAGUCGUGUCCACAAGUGCUCCCUGAUCCCUGGGCGGGAUGAAGGACGCCUACAAACGAGGCCUCAGGAAGCGGCCCACCUUCUGCGCUUGGCCUUCAGCCUCCUCGUCACAGAUCCUUAUGAGGACUGAUGGCUGCAAUUGGAAGGUUCCCAGGAUGCCAAAGACACCUGUGUGCUCUGAACUGGCCUUGUGAAAAGCACUCAGCUAACCUCAGAGUGUCUCAGCUUGGGAACUUCCAGGUCAGGAUAUUUUGAUCUUUUUACACUUGCACUAUUAGUGUACCAUCAUGUUCUGAAAGUUUGUAUCUUCCCAAAGAUCUGAUUUAACUUUAAAGUUCCUUCCUUCCUGUGAGAGGGGUCAGAAUCAGAGGCAACAUGUUGCUGAGCAACACAGUAAUACAGAUCACCCAGUGCUGAAGGGCUUGUACAAAAAUACUCCACUUCCUUUUACAUUAACCAGAAGACCUCUUUUUGUACCUGUUGUUCACAACUAGUUUUCUUAUUGACUGUACUGGAUUGUCUCUUCUUGGAGAGACUGACUUGGCCAACAUGUGGCAGUUGAUAGUAAUGCAUGUUUUAUGCAAAAUGAAAAUGUGCUACGAGUUGCUUUGGAGAAUUCUGGCAUUGUAUGUACAUUUUUGUAGAAAUUGAUACCGGACUUACAUAUUAACUCCAAUCAGGUUUCUGUAAAAUCUAAAUAAAUCAAUUCAAAAAAA